Drosophila subpulchrella is the source of this 2551-nucleotide messenger RNA. RefSeq names its product anaphase-promoting complex subunit 2 (gene morula). Gene Ontology annotation, molecular function: ubiquitin protein ligase binding. Gene Ontology annotation, biological process: ubiquitin-dependent protein catabolic process. The transcript has 8 exons. Lineage: Eukaryota; Metazoa; Arthropoda; Insecta; Diptera; Drosophilidae. The coding region runs from base 71 to 2479 and encodes 802 amino acids. Gene Ontology annotation, cellular component: anaphase-promoting complex. The record is from RefSeq and is a predicted model, not a curated record.
CACCAUUCGCAUUUUGAUUUAGCAAUUUGAGAAAUGUUUUUGUAUUGCAAAAAGUAAUCAAACACAAACAAUGAGCGACUUCGAUGUCCUGUGGGCGGAUGUGUUGAAGAUUUUUCCAGUCUUGGGUGGAGCGAAUGCGGUUUCCAGUGAUCCAGUUGAGGAGAAGGUAUUCGAAAAUGUGCGAAAGCAUCUGAAAAUGUUGGGAAGCAUAGAUACCUUCGCUGCCCUAGUUGAUCUGGAAAUCCAGUCGACUAUUAGAAAUGUCCUGGUGCCGAAGUUUUGGAAACACUUUCAUGCCGGCUUGGUCCCGGCGGAAUUGCAGAACGGGAUUGAUGAUCAAGCUCUGGCCAUAGAAGCACUGCCCGAUAAGAACCGACUUUUCACCCAGUUCAUAGAUGCCAUCAACGAACUGCACGAUGGUUUCCUGAGCCUGAUGCAGGUUAAACCCAGGUUGAUCCAGCUCAUUGGAACUGAGGGAAAACCCGUCCCGAAUUCGGUAAAGUUAAUGCAGGAGGAUGGGAUCAGGAACAGCUUAAGGGACUCCUUGCUGGCUCAACUGCCUCCCACUUUUAGUGUUGUAGUCGGGGCCUUCUAUUGGGUGCACUUCAAGCUCUUCACCAAAGCCUCAAAUCUUGCCCUGGCCACAGUGGACUCAGAUGUGUUCGAUGAGCUCCUGUGCGUCGGGUGCAACUUCGAUGUGGAGCAGUGCUGCUGCCAGAGGUUGACGGAAAUGGUCAACAAGACCAAUAUGAAGCUAUUCGAGAUGAACCUGAUAGAUCGUCUAACUGGGAGUGCCUUAACAGCACUUAUUAAGCUUAAAAUCAAGGAGCAUAUUAACGACACUUGCAUGGGCAUUUUCGAUAGGAGUCACCUUAAGCAGCUUGAAACCUGGCUGUCGGAUGUCAUAAUGUCCUGGCUAACAAACAUAUUCACAGAAUGGAAAUCCAAAGAUAGUAUUAGCGAUGCGGAAGUUCCCGAGUCUGUCAAAUCCUUUAAAGUCAAACUAACUUACUUUAUGUACGAAACAUUUGCUCAGAGCGUUAUUGGCCAAUUCUUCAGCAUUAUUAUUGACUAUCCGGAUUCAAUUCCGGCUAUAGAUGACUUGAAGAUUUGCAUGGAGAAAAUUGAUAUGCGAGUCUACCUGACUGAAUCUCUUAGAAGCUCGCUGGAAGCAAGGAUUCUGCAUCCUGGAGUCAACACCAUGGAUAUACUAACCGGUUAUGUGGCAGCGAUUAAAGCUAUUCGUCAUUUGGACAAUACAGGAGUUAUCUUGGAAAUGGUAACGGCUCCCAUUAAGGACUACCUACGGAAGCGAAACGACACUGUGCGACGUGUAGUGACGGGGCUCACUGAAGAGGGACCCACUGACUUAUCCGAGGAACUCGCCAAGGGAGAGUCCAUUAAGGAGGGCAAGGACUCUGCCACCGAUGAGUUCAGCAACUGGGAAAAUUGGGAACCAGAUCCGUUUGGAAUAGAUGCCAGUAUCAUGCAGUACAACAGCUCGCGGAAGAUGAGGUCGGCGGACAUUAUAUCAAUGGUGGUUGAUAUAUACGGAAGUAAGGAGCUGUUUAUGACGGAGUAUCGCAAUCUGAUGGCAGAUAGACUGCUGGCUCAGCUAGAUUUUAAUUCCGAAAAGGAAAUUCGAAAUCUAGAACUGCUGAAGAUACGCUUCGGGGAAUCUCUAUUACACAGCUGCGAGGUGAUGUUGAAAGACGUUACCGACUCGAAAAGAAUCAAUGCGCACAUCCAUAGCGAUAGCAACCGUACUGAAAACCAGCUAUUUGACAUCUCCUCACUGAUUGUCUCUGCACAGUUUUGGCCGUCAUUCAAUAAGGAAAGUCUCCAACUGCCUGAGGAGAUCGAAAAUGAGUUCAAGAAGUACACGAAGGCCUAUGAGGCUUACAAAGGAAACCGUACGCUCAACUGGCGUACUGUGACUGGUCGUGUAAAUAUUGAAAUCGAGAUCGGGGACCGAACCAUGGAAAUGGUUGUGAGCCCCACAUUGGCGGUCAUCAUAUACCAUUUCCAAAACAAGAAUGAAUGGACUAUCGAGGACCUGAGUUCAAUUACAAAGGUUCCACCCUCCGCUCUGCGACGGCGUCUUAGUUUUUGGCAAAAUCACGGGUUGAUUUCGGAAACAACACCAGGAAUAUUUACACUGUUGGAAAAGGAGUCGGAGAAAUCCCAGUUCGAAGAUAUGAGUCUCGCAGAAGCCGACGAAGAGGAUUUGGAAUCGGCCAUGGCUUCAGCAAGUGAUCAAAGGGAAGAAGAACUUCAAGUUUUCUGGUCCUAUAUUGUUGGCAUGCUCACAAACUUGGACUCCAUGCCAAUAGACCGUAUCCAUCAGAUGCUGAAAUUGUUUGCCUCUCACAGUGGUGGAGUGGAGUUUACUCAGGACGAGCUAAAGCACUUUUUGCAGCGCAAAGUCAGAGAGCACAAGCUGAUAUUUUCGGGUGGAGUUUAUCAAUUGGCGAAAUAAAUUCGGAAGAUUAUCAAUAUUAAGUUGCAAACGACUGAAGAAAUCAUGAAAUAAAUAAAUGAUUAAACAUGA